Molecule: messenger RNA, 3343 nt
Organism: Ostrinia furnacalis (Asian corn borer)
Lineage: Eukaryota; Metazoa; Arthropoda; Insecta; Lepidoptera; Crambidae
Exons: 2
Coding region: 256-2799 (847 amino acids)
Source: RefSeq, a predicted model, not a curated record
AUAAUUGUGUUUGUAGGUAUUUACGAGUAUAAACCUACCUUUAUAAGUAAUCUAAUCAUGCUUGUGUGUACAAUUGAUACAUAUAAAAAUUGUAGUUUUAAUAAUAAAAUAUAUUUUGUUUAACUCCACUGCUCCUCUGUUUCGUUUUGCGCAUACUCGUUUAAAUAAACCCCGCUCGUUGCACGCUCGUUCCAUCAGUCUGCACGGGGCCGCGCCACUCGGUCCGUGUUGUUGGUCCCGAGACGCAUUAGCAAAAUGGUUAAUUACUUUAUUUACGCGAAAGAUUUUUCGGGUUCGACAAACCGUGUCCCAUAUUAUCACGAAAAUGGACUCAAAACUCUCGAAGAAUUUAAACGUGACGUGAACUGUAUAAAAAGUGAAUUACCAGUGACUGAAGAAUCAAAAAUAAUUUAUUUACACUGGGGGCACAUGUGUGAGGAGAUCGACGAAAGUACUGCUGUUAGCACAUACAGUGAAAUGAUCGGAGAUGGUACGGAUACCUUACCAGGAACAAUUAUAAAGUGGAUAAAAGAAAACAUUGCUGGCGAUAAAAUUAAAUUGCUGUACAUCAUAACUGAUGGUCUCAUACGCCAAAGCAGUGUACACACUUGUUUAAAACUUAAUGAAAAUGUUUAUUAUGAGUCUGUUGUUUUUUACGGAAUAAAUGAAAACUUGGAUUCUAUCGACUUAUCGGUCGCCUCGUCGUUUUUGAAAGGCCGAUGUAAAAUUUACCGCAACUGUGAAUUAUUGGAUAACAUCGAUAUUUCUGAACAACGUGACUAUAGUACAAUAACUAUCGACAACUUCUCUACUGAAAAAGAAGAACUGAAAUCGUAUAUCAAAUUAAAGUACCUAAAUUCAAAAGAAAGAAGUGAGACGGCUCUCAGAGAAAUUGAAGAGCUGAAGAAGCUGAGGAAGAGAUUGUUCAAUGACUUAUCGGCGAUAAAAAUAACUUCCAACUUGGACACUAAGGAUAAAACCACAUUUUUAAGCGAAUUCAAGAAAACAAACUGGUACAAAAUUCUGACCAGCGGGGUUGACUAUGACAUAAGAAUAGAUAUUGACAAAUCUAUCACAACUUUAAUUAAUUACAUCAUGAGUGACAAAAAGUCUUAUUCCUUCGACGCUUUGAAAUUCAAAAUCAAUUACAGCAAUGUGGUUCCUGAAGAAGAGAUUGUUGAUGUCGAUUUCGAAACCGACCAAGAGAUAGAGUUUCCGGACAUCAUUCUAGAUGACGAGAAAGGAAUACCUGUAAUACUAAUUACAGAGUUAAAUCUUCUGGACAAGAUUAUCUUUCAUGCCAAUACAGAGGCAGCCCCGGCGCCGGCGAGUUUCUCGAAAUUCAAAUCCACGAUGGAGUGUCCAUUGUUUUUAUUGAACGAUACCGAUCUGAAUGAGACAAUCGGUUACUUUUAUACCUUGAAUGUCUACAAACAAUUACUAGAAAAAACUUCAAGGGAAGAACCUCGUACAAGAAGACCAUACCACGGCGGCCUAGUGCUCGUGAAUACGGGUGACUUCGAUAAAUAUAAUGAUUACAUUUUAUCAGCGACAUACUUUAACUCCAAAAAAGUAAAGUACAAUAUCGGUUUGUUUUACUACGUGUUGUGGAAGAUUUGUGAAAAGAAGCAGUGGAUGGACAAAAAUGUGCUUGAACAGUUCAAGAAGUACAUGCUAAGGCGUGUAAGUACCACGGUUUGCAGAAUUGGACUGUCAUCACUACCACUGGACCCUACAGAAAAUACCUCAUUACCCACCGCACUGUGGUACUGCGUUGAAUUGUCCACAAUCAUCUUUCAAAGUGAUCCUGCCAAUUUUUCACACGAACGAUUGAGAAUGUACCACGGCGUAGCGCAUCGUAUGAUUGAAAUUUUGAAGUAUCUGGAGUAUGACUUAUAUUUGGAAUCUAUAAAGAAACGAGUAGAUUUAAUCAGGCAUGUAAUGACUUUGAAGAAGAUUACAAAGCAGAAGGACAAAGUUUGUUAUUUUUUAGAGAAAAUAUUUAAAAAGAAAGACGGUUUCCUGGUUUGCGAAAUACAAAAUUCUGAGAAUUUAAAGAAACUGAAUUACUUGAAACUGAACCACAAGGAAAUGUUAGUUGACAACAUCGAAGAGAGGGUUAUCUUGAAUGACUAUAUUUACACUCUGCAUGACAUCGAUGACUCAGAGCUACAGAUCUGCGAAACAACGUUCCGGCCCUAUUUUAUGAUAGACCAAAACACAUCUUACUACACCGAAAUGUACAGGAAAGCAAAGGAUGUUGUAAUUUGUUAUGACAAAAAUGAUAUUGUGGUCAAAUACAAGCCUUUGGAUAAAUUGGAAUUCGACAGAGUUUUGUCAUAUUACAAUUUGUUUUUGCGUUGUGUAAGAGACCGCAAAAAAUAUCCUACGUUGGAGGAAUAUAAAGCAUAUGUUUUGAAAAGGAAAGCGUUUAAGGACGAUGCAGUGACCAUUUUCCCAACAACUGUGAUUGAGAGUAUAGAAAAGGUAUUCCGGAGCUAUGAGAAACUAUUAAAGGAUGUCAGUGUUAGUGAUUUUUUUGAAGUGUGUGAUAAGUAUAUAGACCGGAUUGCAAGGAUCAAAGCUGAGAAUGUAAGGCAGUUUGAGACAGAUGAUGAAAUUAAUGAUUUUAUUCAAGCAGAGGAGCGUAAAGCUAAUUUGGUGAAAAUAGUUCGUACGAGUAAACCCAAUAAACGACGCAAACCGAUGGUUCCACCGGUGCCGAAACCGAUGAUACCAAAACUUUAUUCCCGUCAUCCUCGAUGGCCGUAUUUUCAGCGAAGACGUAGACCGAUGUGAGUGGUUCACUCAAACUCAAUAUGGUCGUAAAAUAUGUCACCAUAACUAGCGUAACUAGUUGUAUAGUUUCUUAGUAGUUUGUUUAUAUAAAUAUGAUAAUUAAUCAUAAUUUGUUGCUAUGUUACACUGUUAUUAAAUGCUUUAACUACAAAGUAUGUACUAUAAAUGUUUGUAUCUUAGAAUUUAAAUAAGUGAAUAACUUAUAAGCACUGAUUUUAGAUAUUGAAAACUAGCUGUAAGAUUUUUGUUGGAGAUCCAAAUGUCAUAGAUCAAUCCGAGCUAAUUAUUAUGUAAUACUCAAAUCACUCAAAUGUAUUGUGUUGUAACAGAAAUACAUACAAUAAACUAGUCAAUGUAACACUCAACAUCAAAUCACUCAAUGUGUUGUUGUAACAGAAAUGCAAAUAAACUAGUCAGAUACCUACUUAUUACAAACUUACUACAAUUAACACGUUAAACCCUAGUGACAAGCUAAAUGCUUGUCACUGGGGUUUAACGCGGGUUCACCACAAUAGUCCAGUGCAGCGAAGGGGUUCAAACCCGC